AUGGUCAAGCUCACCCCCCUCGCUGUUCUGGCUGCGGCUUCGCUGUCGUCCCUUGCGUCAGCGCAGACAUACCAGCGCCUUGGGACAUGUGCGGACCUCGGCUGCAUGCUGCCGCCCGACCAGUCCGAACAUUUGCCCGGCCAGGCCUUUGACAUUCGUGUCGAGGUCCACGCGCCCGUCAACGGCUCCGAGGCCUUCAACAACGGCGUCCCCGACGAAGCCUUCACGGCCACCAUCGCCAAGGAGGGCGGCGCCGCCAAGAGCCUGACCGAAUUCUUUGGCGUCGAGGAGCCCAAGCUCGAGAAGUGGACGUUUGGUUGGUACGAGGACCUCUUCGCCGAGGACGCGAAGAAGAAGAGCGUCGUGAACGUGGCCUCCAAGAUUUGGCGCCACCUCGCUCUGUACGAACCCGGCAAAUACGUCGUCACGCUCACGUAUUAUGACGGCAAGAAGACCGUCGCCAACUGGGUCGUGCGACCUCUGGCGACGGAGAAGAAGGCCAAGAACGUCAUCUUCUUCAUUGGCGACGGAAUGACGACCAACAUGGUCACUGCCGCCCGUCUUCUCGGUCACAAGAGCAUCAAUGGAAAGUACCAGACCAGCUUGGCUCUGGACAAGUUCCCGGUCAUUGGUCACCAGAUGACUCAUUCCAUUGACAGCUACAUCACCGACUCUGCCAACUCUGCGUCUGCGCUGUACUCUGGUCACAAGAGCACUGUGAACGCCAUGGGUGUCUAUGUCGACUCUUCCCCUGACGCUUUUGACGACCCCAAGGUCGAGACCAUUGUCGAGCUGCUCCACCGUAUCUGGACUCAGGGCUCCGCCUGGGGUGCCGUCUCCACGGCCUUCAUCGCCGAUGCCACCCCCAUCGCCCUGACCGCUCACACCCGCGCCCGAUCCCUGUACGGACCCCUGAUCGACCAGGCCCUGAACGGCGUCACAAACUACACCUGGACCAAGAUGAACGGUCCCGACGUCUACCUCGGCGGCGGCGCCGAGCAGUUCUACCCGGGCAAAGGCUCCUACCUGGGCAAGGACUAUUACGCCGAGUUCGCCAACAAGGGCUACAACGUCGUCCUGAACAAGACCUCACUCGAGGCUGCCGACCCCAACGAGAGGAUCCUCGGCAUCUUCACCCAGGGCAACCUCCCCGUCUGGCUCGACCGCAACGUCCUCACCGAGAACCUGGCCAAGCUCAGCAACGACCCCACCGGCAACAAGAGCGCCGCCGCCGACGUCCCCGGCCUCAAGGAGAUGACGCUCAAGGCCGUCGAGACCCUGCACAACCGCGGCGGCGACAAGGGCUUCUUCUUGAUGUCCGAGGCUGCUUCUAUUGACAAGCAGAUGCACACCCUCGACUAUGACCGCGCGCUCGGUGACCUUCUCGAGCUCGACGACACCGUCAAGGCUACCCUUGAGAAGCUCGAGAAGCUCGGUAUUCUCCACGAGACCCUCGUCGUUGUGUCUUCUGAUCACGGCCACGGCUUUGACGUCUUUGGCAACGCCGACACAAAGUACCUCGCCGAGCAAAAAGACGACCGCGAGAAGCGCAAGGCCGUCGGCGUCUACGCAAACUCGGGCCUCUCCCAGUACACCGUCGAGAAGCCCGGCGUCUCCUACAACACGGGUCCCAACUUCCCUCUCAACUGGAACCCGCGCUACGCCAUUGCCGCCGGCUUCGGCGCCAACCCGGACCACCGCGAGGACUACAAGCUCCACGCCGACGGGCCCCGCUUGCCCGCCGUCGCGGCGACCAACACGACGGACUACUAUGUCAACCCCAAGGAUGCCGUCGACGGUUUCAUCGUUAAUGGUACCUUGCCCACCGAAGAGGCGCAGGGUGUCCACUCGCUCACCGACGUCGCCGUCUGGGCGCGCGGCCCUUGCCAGGAGACUUUCGGGGGCACCUACAGCAACAUUGACGUCUUUUACAAGAUGGCCAACUGCCUUGGUCUCGGGCAGCCGCGUAACAAUACGGCCCCUGGGUGCGGUGGCGCCGCUCGCCGUGCCAGGGCUCUUCACGCUUGA
This is a messenger RNA of Colletotrichum orchidophilum, 2028 nucleotides long. RefSeq names its product alkaline phosphatase. The record is from RefSeq and is a predicted model, not a curated record. The coding region runs from base 1 to 2028 and encodes 675 amino acids. Lineage: Eukaryota; Fungi; Ascomycota; Sordariomycetes; Glomerellales; Glomerellaceae. The transcript is spliced from 6 exons. Gene Ontology annotation, molecular function: alkaline phosphatase activity. Gene Ontology annotation, biological process: dephosphorylation.